This is a messenger RNA of Brassicogethes aeneus, 582 nucleotides long. Lineage: Eukaryota; Metazoa; Arthropoda; Insecta; Coleoptera; Nitidulidae. The record is from the annotation of a GenBank genome assembly.
AUGUUAGAAGUAAGGGCUGACAUAGUGCACCCAUCUAAUGAGAAUUUGUUUGCAAACCCAUCAACUAAGGACAGAUGGCUUAGUGGAUACCAUGUUAUAAAAAAGUUGGCUGAAGAGUCAGGAACUUCAAACAAAGACUUAUUUACAUCUACUCGCUUAUGUAAACAAAUUGCAAUGGUUCUGCAAGUCUCCAAUUUUUCAGAAACUGACAUGGAGCAAUUCGCAAACUUUAUGGGUCAUACACAAAAGACCCACGCAGAAUAUUAUCGACUUUCACAAGACGUUUACCAAACGGCCAAAGUGUCCAAAAUUUUGAUGGCAAUAAACAAAAGCGACUCAUCCCAGUUUAAAGGCAAAUCCUUAAAUGACAUUAAGGUGUCUAAAAAUGAUUUGGUAGAUUCAGAGAGUGAUUCAGACAAUAAAUCUCUUGGUAAUUUCAAUAGUCGCAAAACAUGUAUUAAAAACCCCACCAACACUUUAACAAAAGAUAUAAACACUUCUGGAACUUCUAUGACCGACAAUGAGGAUAUGAAGAUUUCUGGACCUUCUAAAGCCAAGUGCGAAGGUUCGCAUAUUUCAUGA